This is a messenger RNA of Apus apus (common swift), 2607 nucleotides long. It is a transcript of the gene NPDC1, whose product is annotated as neural proliferation, differentiation and control 1. Gene Ontology annotation, cellular component: membrane. The transcript has 9 exons. NCBI's taxonomy places the organism in Eukaryota, Metazoa, Chordata, Aves, Apodiformes, Apodidae. The record is from RefSeq and is a predicted model, not a curated record. Bases 33 to 965 code for a protein of 310 amino acids.
CGCCGCCGCCCGCAGCCGCCGCCCGGUGGAGGAUGGUGGGGGCCCGGGGCGCUGCCCCCCGCCGCGGAGCUCUGCUGCUGCUGCUCGCCGCCCUCGGGGCCUGCCGGCUGCGCCUCGCCCGUGCCGCAGUGUCCUGUCCCCGGAGCCUGGACUGUGCCCUGCAGCGCCGGCAGUUCUGCCUGCCCGGCUCAGGCGCCUGCGGCCCCUGUCUGCCCGCCUUCCAGGAGGACAAUCGUGGGCGAUGCGUCCAGAAGCAGCUCUCACCCAGCGGGCGGACAUCCCUUCCCAGCUUGGAGGAAGAAAUCGAUUUUCUGGCAGAUGUGCUGGCCCGGCAAGAGGCUCCUGGUACCCACCUGCAGCUGGAUGGCAAGUUCAGGACCACCCCGGUCCCUGCCAGUGGCAGACAGCAUGUGGCCAGUGGGCUGAGAGGGGGGCUUCUGCAGCGAGGUCCCACCAGCAGUGAGGCAGCUGCCACCCUGCCCGCCACCACCACCGCUGCAGUCCAGAAGUACCCAGUGGAAGCGUCGCCCCUCCCUUCAAAAGAUGAUGUGGUGCUUGGGCUGAUCGCAGUGUGCACAGUGGCCGGGGUUUCAGCACUGGUUGUGGCUGCCGUCUGCUGGUGCAGGCUGCAGAAGGAGGUCAGACUGGCACAGAAAGCCGACUACUCAGCACAGCGAGUGGCCAGUCCCCUGCCCUACGACAAGAUCUCGCCUGGGGACAAGACACUGGCUCAGAGCGCCCAGAUGUACCACUAUCAGCACCAAAAGCAGCAGAUGCUCUCCAUGGAGAAGCAUAAAGAGGAGCCCAAGCUGCCAGACUCCGCAUCAUCUGAUGAGGAGAAUGAGGAUGGAGACUUCACUGUGUAUGAGUGCCCUGGGCUGGCUCCGACCGGAGAAAUGGAAGUGAGGAACCCGCUGUUUGACGACUCCUCCUUACACCCCUCCAACCCCAAGUCGCACCAGUAACACGCUCCUCUCCUCCGCCCAAGCUCGCUCCGGACUCUGUUCCCGACGCCGAGAGGCGGCCGCGCCGGAGGGGACCCCGCAGCUGGGGGAAGGGGCGCGGGCCCCGCUCUGCCAGGCUGCGCGACGCCUGCCCAAUAAACACCCACAUACAGCUACGGGAGGGGGGGAUCGCCCCCGUUUCCAGCCUCCUUGUCCUCUUUGCUGCUGUGAUCGCGUCCCUGCAUUGCCCUUAGCUCGCUGCUCUCGGGGACACGCCAGUCCGGCGCGGGGGGCAGCCACUGCCUUGACACAGAAACUGGGGGGGGGGGGGGGGGAGGCGGGUACAGCGCUGUCUCUCUUUGAGGAGGGGGCUGCUGCCCCGGCUGCGGCUGGGCUGAUGCAACAGCAGCUGGAAAAGGGCUGGAGAAGUGUUCAAAGAGUGAGAGAGGAGCCGGGAGGGGGUGUCCAGGCACGGUCAUGUCUGCAGCGGAGGGUGCCAGGGCUGCCAGCCUGCCCGGGGCCCCUCUGCCAGUGGUAGAAACCUUCCUCAGAGCAGCUGGCAUCGCUAAAGGCUCCAGUGGCUGGUCUGCCCCUUCCUCCUCAGCCCUGGCAGCUCCUGGCAGCAGGGUUUCACUUGUGGCAGGAGCAGGAGCAGGCUCAGGCAGGCACUGGCAUCACUCCUGGGAUGCACCUUCUGAUGCUACCCUGUGUGGUGCCCGCUGGAGUGGAGGCUCUGCCCUGCCCUUGCACUGGUUCCUUCUCCUUCCAGGGUUGCUGGCCCUCGGGGCUCUUGGGCACAGACAGUCCCAGUGCUCCUGUGGCCUGGGUCCCCAUGGUGGGCUGUGCCAGUAAGAGGACUUGUUUCCUUGUGAUAGCCCUGGCUGCCAGCUGGGAUCUCACCCAGGGCCUCCAUGGGGCGAAGGCUCAGAAAAAGGAUUUGGGCUUUGGUUUUAAGCCUUUGUGGCUGUGGGGAAGGAAGAAGUAAGACUGGCAGGUGUUUGGGGGACUGGGAGGGGCAGCCAAGGCACGGUGGCUUUGCUGUGCUGCUUCUCUGCCCCAUGGAAUCCAUGCUCUCCUCGGGCAUCCCUGUGAGGCAGGGGAGUCUCCACCACUCCAUUCUGGGCACCUCGUAGGCUCCAGAGACUCCCUGCACCCCCUGCUGCCUGUGUCUGCAUCCAGCCUCACCACGCCCACCAACACCUUGCUGGGAACCCAGCGCUGGUCCCCAAAGCUUCUGUAGUGUGUUGACCACGACUCCUCCAGCACAAGGCCUGGAGUGGGUUUUGAGUUGCUUUUCAGAGAUCUGGCUUCAUGUCCAGACCCUGGUGUAGACUGUCACAGCCAUGGGUGACCUGUUGCAUGCACAUGAUGUCGUGCACACAGGUGGCCUCUUGCACGCAUGGGAGCUGUUGCACACUCAGCAGCCAUUGCACAUGCAGGCAGGCAUGGGCAGGACAGGCAGCAGCAGCAGAGUCUGGUGCCAGGGAGCAGUGGCUCUUUGGGAGUGUAGCUGGUGGGGUCACUGGCAGAGGCUGUCGCUGCACAGAUCAUUUCCCUGCACCCUGCUCUGGUACCCGUGGGCUGCCCACUCCUCUCCCCGCACCCCUCGUUGUUGUAUGGAUUGUAGUUCUUUUAAAAGAUUUUAUUAAAUGACCAUGUUUGA